ACAGAAGAAGUAUCAAAAAUUGAUGUAAGUGUGGGUUUAUAUACUUUAUUUCUAGCUGCAAAAAGGCAUAGAAAUAAUUCCAAUUCCACAACAUUACCCCCUUUAAUUUGGCCCUCCACUUCAAUCAUCUUAAAGAAGAUUGCUUCCAUGGGCCAUGCCACAUUCUCCACUUCACCCACAUAUAGUUUUGGAGAAGUGUACAAAAUUUGGGAAACCAAAAAACAAAGGCAUUGAUACCUUUAAUAAAUUCUCAACUAUCACUAAACUUAGUCAACAAAAUUGAUAUCACUCUUUUCUUUCUUAAAAGAAAUGCUAAAGUAAAGCUAAAAGAAAGACCCAACACUAGACAAAAGAAACCAAAAUAAAACAAAGUAAUAGUUACAAAACUACCCAUCUCUUCUCUCUUUUCCUUUCUCUAUAUCUAUAAGCCUGUCUUAAGUUGCUCCUCUCCUUUUCCUACUCUCUCAUAUUGUUCUAAUUAUUCCCUCCUUUUUUUUCUUCCUAGAAUUCAUGGUCUUCUAUUUUUCCAUAUCCGUACGAUUGAGUUCUUCCUUUUUUCUUCUAUAUCCAUAUAUUGAGUCUAUGAAAUAGUUACAAAACAAGUAUUUUAAAUCAUUGUUAUUUGACUCACAACUGCGUCAAAAAUCCUUUUCUUAUAGCAAUAAAAAGAGGUUUGAUUGAGUUAUCUUUCAUACUUUUGAAGUCAACUUAUGCAAAUUAUUGGAAAACCAAAACCAAAAUCCAAUAUAGCUAACUAGUUAGUAGUUACAUAUGAACCCAAAAGCGCCAUGUUCUCUAAGGUUGUGCACCAUAUCAUGCCCUGAAUGGUGCGAUGCUUUAUUCCCACCACUACUUCCACCACCUCCCUUUGCCUUCCCUGAAGACAACUCCCAAACUAGCCCAACCUUUUCGCCUCUCGUCAUCGCCAUUAUUGGAAUCCUGGCCAGUGCUUUUCUGUUAGUAAGUUACUACGCCAUAAUCUCCAAGUAUUGUGGGAAAUCAGAGUCUUCAAAUAACAGGAGCAGAGAAAUUCAUCCUUCAAAUGAUCAAGAAUUAUUUGAUGAAGAUUUCGAUCCUAGCAUUCGAAAUAACCCUUCUUAUCAUGAACCUUGGCUUAUUAGUACUCAAGGUUUAGAUGAAGCUUUGAUCAAAACUAUCACAGUUUUUAAGUACAAAAAAGGCCAAAAUGGUUUGAAUAAUUUGGUUGGAGUUAAUGAUUGUUCUGUUUGUCUAGGGGAGUUUCUUGAAGAUGAUACUUUAAGGCUUUUGCCUAAAUGUAGUCAUGCUUUUCAUGUUGUUUGCAUUGAUACUUGGCUAAGGUCUCACUCUAAUUGCCCUCUUUGUCGCGCUAAUAUAAUCUCCACUCUUGCUCAACCAACUCCAAAUAAUAAUCCUUCAUUCGUCGUUCUUCACAACAAUGAUACUAAUGCUCAAAAUCAUAAUCAUACUUUGUUAGAAAACCGCGUUGAUAUUGAACUAAGUGAUCAUAAUCUGGAAGGAACACAACUGAGUGAUGGAGUACAAGCAAGUGGGAGGAAUCUACGAAAGACUCCAUUUCGAGCUCUUAGUGAUCUCGGAGUUAGAGUUCAUGGAGGAGAGGAUACGAUGAAGAGGUCGAUUUCCAUGGAUCAUCGAUAUGAAACCCGAGUUGAUGUUACUAAGUAUAAUCAUGGAGAAGAAGAUAUAUGCCAAUUUCAUGAUCAAUGUUUGAAAAGAGCAGGCGGUGAAAGCAGCAAGUCUGGUAUAUGUAAUAACGGUAGUAGUAGUAGCAAAAGUGGGGUGUUGCAUUGUGUUAUGAGUAAUGUUGCAAUGAAACGAUCGUUUUCAAGUGGUAGAUUUUUGUUCAGUAAGAAUGGCAGAGGAAAAAAUGCAGUCAUUCCUCUAUGACAUAUCCCUACCAAAAAAAAGAAAAAGGGAAAACCACUUGUCUGGAAACAUACACUAUAUAUAUAUCACAUAUGUUGUCAAUUGUGAGGAUAAUGAUUUUGUAAACUGUCUGAUAUUAAGUUUUUUUCUUCUUUUGAACAAUGAUACUACCUAGUCUUCUUUGAUGUAUUUUCUGGCUUGUUAGAUUGGAAAGCUGUCAUAGAGAGUUUUGCUUCCUGCAUCUUUUUUCUUCUAAUUUGGUUUUUUGUGGGAAUUAAGUGUACGAAAAUGCGAAGCAUAAUUUGCUAUGAAUCACAGUUUUACACAGACUGUUUUAGUUCACUA
Messenger RNA from Beta vulgaris subsp. vulgaris (sugar beet), 2211 nucleotides. Its product is annotated as putative RING-H2 finger protein ATL53. Gene Ontology annotation, molecular function: transferase activity. The record is from RefSeq and is a predicted model, not a curated record. Gene Ontology annotation, biological process: protein ubiquitination. Lineage: Eukaryota; Viridiplantae; Streptophyta; Magnoliopsida; Caryophyllales; Amaranthaceae. The transcript has a single exon. Bases 772 to 1887 code for a protein of 371 amino acids.